Molecule: messenger RNA, 2128 nt
Organism: Exserohilum turcica Et28A
Lineage: Eukaryota; Fungi; Ascomycota; Dothideomycetes; Pleosporales; Pleosporaceae
Exons: 4
Coding region: 88-1665 (525 amino acids)
Biological process (GO): biosynthetic process
Molecular function (GO): L-alanine:2-oxoglutarate transaminase activity; pyridoxal phosphate binding
Source: RefSeq, a predicted model, not a curated record
UUAGCAAGCUCUGCUCGCCGCAGCAGCCAAAGGGCCCACGCCAGAUGUGGGGGGGAUCGGCCCAGCACACGCACAAGCAGCAACCCAAUGUCGCCGCCAUCGGCUCGCGCUCUUUGCGCCCACGGUGGCAGAGCAUGGCGCGCCAAUGGCAGCGCCCGCUCAAGAGUCCUGUACAGCCUCUCUUCGUCCCCCCGCCCGCACACACGCACCAUCAUGUCCAAGAAGGUCCUGAACAUCGGCAACAUCAACCCGCACGUCAAGGCAGCCCAGUAUGCUGUCCGCGGUGAACUAGCCGUCCGCUCCGAGGAGUACCGCGCGAAGCUGGCCAAGGGCGAGGCCAAGGACCUGCCCUUUGACACUGUCAUUGCAGCCAACAUUGGCAACCCCCAGCAGCUCGACCAGAAGCCCAUCACCUUCUUCCGCCAGGUGGCGAGUAUACUCGAGAACCCGGGCCUGUUGGAGCACGAGGACGUGCUGCUCAAGAGCCUGGGCUACAAGUCAGAUGUUCUCGAGCGUGCGCGGAAGCUCCUCAAGGAGGUCAAGAGCGUCGGUGCAUACAGCCAGAGCCAGGGCGCCCCAGGCAUCAGGCAGAGCGUGGCAGAGUACAUUGAGCGACGAGAUGGCUACCCGGCCAAGUUCGAGGACAUCUACCUCAGCAAUGGCGCUUCAUCUGGCGUAAACACACUUCUCCACACCAUCUGCGCAAAGCCCGAGACGGGAAUCAUGGUCCCCAUCCCGCAAUACCCCCUCUACACUGCCACUCUGUCGGUGCUCGACGCCCGCUGCGUACCAUACUACCUCGAAGAGAAGCAGGCGUGGGGCACAUCGCUCGAAGCAAUCCGCUCAGCCUACGACAAGGCUAUUAGUGAGGGCACAGACGUCAAGGCCAUCUGCGUCAUCAACCCAGGCAACCCCACGGGCGCCUCGCUGCCGGCCGAGGACAUCAAGGCCGUCCUCAAGUUCGCCGCCGAGAAGGGCGUUGUUGUCAUUGCCGACGAAGUGUACCAGACCAACGUCUUCAUUGGCGAGUUCAUCUCGUUCAAAAAGGCCCUGCGUGACCUGCAAAAGGAGUCGCCCGGCCAGUACGACCACUUGGAACUGGCCUCUCUCCACUCCGUGUCCAAGGGCAUGGUGGGCGAGUGCGGGCACCGCGGCGGAUACUUUGAGCUUGUUGGCUUCGAGCCAGAGGUGGCCCAGGAGAUUUACAAGUUCAUCUCCAUUCAGCUGUGCCCGCCCGUGCUCGGCCAGUGCAUUGUCGAGAUGAUGGUCAACCCGCCCAAGGAGGGCGAGCCAAGCUACGCGCUGUACAGGGAGGAGUAUGAUGGCAUCUUCAACGGCCUGAAGCAGCGCGCGUAUGCCCUGUACGAGGCGUUUAAGCAAAUGGAGGGUGUCGAGUGCGACAAGCCUCAGGGCUCCAUGUAUCUCUUCCCCACCAUCCACCUGCCAGAAAAGGCCAUCCAGCAGGCCAAGAAGGAAGGCCGCGCCGCCGACGAGUUCUACUGCUUCCGCAUGCUGGACGCGACAGGUGUCUGCGUCGUUGCGGGCACCGGCUUCGGGCAGAAGGAGGGCACUCUGCAUUUCAGGACGACGUUCCUCGCGCCCGGCACCGAAUGGACUGGCCGCAUUGUCAAGUUCCACGAGGAGUUUAUGAAGGAGUUCAAGUAGGCGGGGCGGUAGCGCAGCAACACGCCGGCAGACGGCGUAGGGUCUCGCCAUGACGAAAUAGACAAGUAUGCCAUGAAUAGCAUGACCCAGACUGCAUGUCCAGCAGCUCCUCCAGCGCCUCCAGCGCCUCCAGCCCCUCUGCCACCCGGCCCUCGCCCGAUUGCGAUAAGCAGACGGGUCGGCCAGGUGGGGCGGGGUCGGGGCCGUUCCUUCCCAAUCAUCAUGGCGACAUCGCAACUGCCGCGUCUCGUACCUGAACGCACCCCGGCCUUGGCCCGUGCACAUGACACUGGACAUGUAGGUAGCUCCCCUACAUCAUCCACACGCGCUUCUCUUGCCCUCAGGCCGUCUCUCCCGCCUCCUGCUCUCCUGCUCUCCUGCUCUCCUUGUUCUUCCUAUCGUCAGCUGUUCGUUCGUGCCACUUGCUUUUCCUGCGUUGCGCGUUUGUCCCUUUGCAUACUCA